Messenger RNA from Acaromyces ingoldii, 1151 nucleotides. RefSeq lists its product as hypothetical. The transcript has 3 exons. NCBI's taxonomy places the organism in Eukaryota, Fungi, Basidiomycota, Exobasidiomycetes, Exobasidiales, Cryptobasidiaceae. The record is from RefSeq and is a predicted model, not a curated record. Bases 306 to 1151 code for a protein of 281 amino acids.
CGAUCGGGCACGGAGAGAUUAAUUAAAGAGGACAGCGAGCGCCGUGUGCUGGAGCCAUUAGCACCAAGAAUCGGCUGCCAGAUAUUGGAGACAAUUGCCAGCCGCACAGAGGAAGAGCAGUGAUAUUCUCGCGCCCAUUAGACUAAGAUGCGCCGCCGCGCCAAAACAGGCGGCGCAAGGGUGGAGGGCGGAGGGGAGUUCUGAAAAGCGGAGCACGGUCCUCUCGUUUCUACGCUCUUCGCAUACGGUGGUCGUCAAGUCCUUCGUUCUCUGAAUCACAUUGCGCUCUCUGCGCUCGCAGUCUGAUGAAGAGGAGACUUGACAUGGCCGCCGAGCCGAUCGCUACCACAUUCGUGAGCGCGAGGUCGCUGCAUGUCCCGUGUGACCCCGUGAACACCGACGGACGCCGCCGACCCGUCGAUCACAGCAGACCGGCGCCCGAGAACCGCUUCCACUGGGACCUUCAGGGCCGGCUCGAUCCUGCCAUCGAAGAUCCCGUGCGCAACAUGACGACAGGCACCUUCCGCGAUAUCCAUCUCCACCCGACUCUGCUUGGGCUGACCUUUCGCGUGCACCAGGAGACAAGCCGCGUCGAGGUGUACAGAAAGGGCAAUGUCGGUCGUCGUACUGAUCUGCGAAUCAUAGACAGUGCCAGGGAGCGUGAUGCUAAGGAUUUCGAGGCGGCUAACACUCAAAACAUAUCGUACCCACCCGUGCACCGAGUCGUCAUGGGCCGCGUAGGCCGGGACACGCCGCUGGACAGCCUAGACCUGACGACGGCCAAGUGUAAGCUGGCUCCUCCGUCGUCUAGCGAGGUAGACUUCAUCGAUCCGGAGGACAGGGACCUCGUUCCGACGGCAUCCAUCCGGCCAGUUCAGGUCGGAGAGCUCGUGAGGUCCCUCGUCGAGUUCACAUCGUACGAUCCCAAGGACUGGUCGGAUGGCGAGUACGACGACUUGUACUGGUCCUUUCUGUCUGGCGCAUCGACAAGGGACUACAUUGCGUUCAGAUUCAUGCCGAGGCCUACAUUGGAGCCUGACGGCACUCUCAGACUCUCCUGGGAAAAGACCAAAUGUCCAGCACUGGAGUUGACUGCUCAAUGGCGAUGUGUAACCAGCGCUGCUCUCAACUACAAGCAGAAGACAGAGUGA